Messenger RNA from Pyricularia grisea, 693 nucleotides. RefSeq lists its product as uncharacterized. Gene Ontology annotation, biological process: cytoplasmic translation. The record is from RefSeq and is a predicted model, not a curated record. NCBI's taxonomy places the organism in Eukaryota, Fungi, Ascomycota, Sordariomycetes, Magnaporthales, Pyriculariaceae. Gene Ontology annotation, molecular function: protein binding. The coding region runs from base 1 to 693 and encodes 230 amino acids. The transcript has 2 exons.
AUGGGGCGCGAAGACCAAAUAGAAGAGAGGGAAGUCCUCGAGUCAAUUUUCCCCGAUGAAAUCACAGACAUAAGCGAAACCGAGUUCCGCAUCUCAAUAACCCUCGACAUACCCGAAGAUGACACCGAGUCCGAACCGCCCGUGAUGCUCCUGACAGUGCAGUACCCAGAGGCGUACCCAGACGUGGCGCCGAGGCUCGACCUAGCGGCGCCGCAAAACAACACCUCCUCACACCCAUACUUCAACGUGUCCGAGGAUAAGGAGCAGCUGCUGGCAGGGGUCGAGGAGACCAUCAACGAGAACCUCGGGAUGGCCAUGGUGUUCACGGUGGUGUCGGCGCUCAAGGAGGCGGCGGAGCAGCUGGUGGUGGACCGGCGCGAGGCAAAAGUGCGCGAGCAGGAGGAGGCGGCGCUGGCGGCCGAGCGUGAGGAGAACAAAAAGUUCCACGGGGAGCCCGUCAACCCGGAAUCCUUCAUGCGAUGGAGGGCAGGGUUCCUCAAGGAGAUGGAGGAGCAGAGGCAACGCGAGGAGGAGGAGAGGUUGGCCGAGCUCAAGAAGCAAAAGAUCAAGGAGCCCGUCAAGCUGACGGGGAAGCAGCUGUGGCAGCAGGGCUUGGUUGGCAAGGUUGUCGAGGAUGACGAUGACGACGAUGCGCCCGUGGCCGAGGUGGAGAAGCUCAAGGUCGCUGCAUGA